Doryrhamphus excisus (bluestripe pipefish) is the source of this 4653-nucleotide messenger RNA. Its product is annotated as integrin alpha-M-like. Gene Ontology annotation, biological process: cell-matrix adhesion; cell adhesion mediated by integrin; integrin-mediated signaling pathway. NCBI's taxonomy places the organism in Eukaryota, Metazoa, Chordata, Actinopteri, Syngnathiformes, Syngnathidae. Gene Ontology annotation, cellular component: external side of plasma membrane; integrin complex. Gene Ontology annotation, molecular function: integrin binding. The record is from RefSeq and is a predicted model, not a curated record.
GUCACUAUUUUUUCUUUCCCAACUUCCUCUUUCUGUGCCCUUGCUAUUAAUUAUGUCACGUCACCUUCCUCAUCUUCCUGUUUAACCGUUUCCACGCAGCAUUUUGAGUGUAUUUUGGUGUCGUCCAUUGGAGUGACACAAUGGAGCGGCUGCUUUAUAUGACAAUUAUCAUGACAGUCAUUAAAGCUGCAUUUAGUUUCAAUAUUGAGCCUGUGGCUUGGAGGUCCUUGAGGAACCCUGCAGAAGGUUUUGGAUACCAGAUAGUGCAAAGACAAUCGGACUUGCUGGUCAGUGCGCCCCUCGUUCAGUACUCUCAAAACAGAAGGGGGCAAAUAUUUAAAUGUUCCACUGAGUCCUGCAGUGUGCUGGAAAUUUCAGAGCCAAAUUUUGCGGUCAACAUGUCUCUGGGUUUGACCAUGACGGUUGAUGCCUCCAGACGAAACACGAUGGUUUGUGGUCCAACCAUCCCGAAAGACUGUGGACCUAUCACCAUGUACAAGGGUCUAUGCUUGGAGAUAGAUCAACUGGAUCGGGUCAGAAACCGUGUGCCUUCUUCUCUUACAGAGUGCCGAAACCGAGCAGACAUAGCGUUUCUGCUGGAUGGCUCAGGUAGCGUGGUUGCGGAAGAUUUUGAAAGAAUGAAGAUUUUUAUCAGCAAUCUCAUCAGCACCUUUGUAGACAAAGACUCCAAGUUUGCUAUUGCCCAAUUCUCCACAGGUCCGACCAUCCAUUUUUAUUUUGAUACCUUCAAUGUUGAUAACUGGCAAAAUGAUAUUAAUACCAUAACCCAGAUUAAGGGAUCGACGUACACAGCUAAAGCAAUCGAACAUGUUGUGAAUAAUACCUUCGUGCCAGGAAGAGGCUCUAGAGCCAAUGUGAAGAAGAUUCUAAUCGUGAUCACUGAUGGACAAUCCAAUGACAGCGGUGAAUUGUCAUCUGCAGCAACUGAAGCCGAAAAAAAAAAUAUAAUUCGAUUUUCUAUCGGGGUGGGAAAUGCAUUUAAUCUGUCCAGUGCAAUAACCGAGUUGAAUGCCAUCGCGUCGUCUCCGUCACAAAAGUAUGUGUUUAGAGUGGACAACUUCAAAGCGCUUAAAGAAAUACAGCGGACUUUGGAGGACACCAUCUUUGCUAUUGAAGGGUCUCAGUCAAGUGGAGAGACGCUGAAAAUGGAGAUGGCUCAGGAAGGAUUCAGUGCAGCUUAUGUGCCUGGAGGGAAACGGAUAGCGGCUGUCGGAGCAAACCAAUGGAGAGGAGGCUUCCUGACGUAUACAAACCAGAUGGAAAGUCCAUAUUUGCCUACAAAAAUUGACUCUGAUAGCUAUUUGGGUUAUUCCAUGGCGAUUGCCAAAACGCCAUAUGCCACGUUGACAGUUCUUGGUGCUCCGAGAUAUAAGCACAGAGGAGUUGUGAUGGUGAUUUACCCAAACGGUGUUGACCAAAUAGAUCCCUUUAAAUGGCAGGUGUAUCAGAUUGGUGAAUAUUUCGGGGCGGUCGUGUGCGCCAUGGAUGUGAAUGGAGACGCCAACACGGACGUCAUCCUCAUAUCCUCCCCCAUGUUUGUGGAAGAAGACAGAGAGGGGAGGGUUUAUGUUUGCAUCAUAAACACUUUGAAAGUUGAGUGUAGUUUCGACGAUCCGGUGGUACUAAAAGGAGUCGAAUCGCGCAGAGGACGAUUCGGCGCAUCACUCGCCGCACUUCCCGACCUCAACGCUGAUAGCCUAAAUGAUUUGGCAGUGGGGGCGCCUCUGGAGGAUGAUGGUCAAGGCAGUAUUUAUAUAUUUCACGGUGAAGGAACCGGAAAGAUCACUCCCACGUUCUCUCAGAGAAUUGCAGGAUCAAAAGUCAAGGCGGGGCUUAGGUUCUUUGGAAUGUCCAUCAGCCAGUCCUCUUCGGACCUCAGCAGGGACAACCUGCCUGACCUGGCGGUGGGUUCAAAACGAACUGUCGUCUUUCUCAGAUCCAGACCCAUAGUCAUGGUUGAAACGGCGUUGUCCUACAUGCCGAAGCAAAUCUCCAUUCAGAAUGCUGACUGCACCAAACCGAUGGACAACAAAGUUGACAUCUGCUUUAUGAUGAUCAGACGCUCCAAAGAGGGUGUCCAAAGAGCUACAGCAAAGGUUAAUUAUACUUGGACGCUGGAUGCCACCCGCAAGGUGCCCCACAACCGAGCUUAUAAUGGUGACCAAAAUCGGAAUCGAGAAACGACUGGGAGUAUUAUUCUCGAUCUAGCACAGCCGAAAUGCUUCAAGGUGAACUUUGUCAUUGAGCCCUGCCCAGAUGAUGCUUUGAAUCCUCUUUACAACGAGCUCAGAUUUACAUUUGAGGGUUUGCCUGGGGACAAUAACCUAAGUCCGAGUCUGGCACAGCAUGCCCAGACCACCAAGUUUCAUCCGUUAGCCUUUGAGAUCAACUGCGGCAGAGACAACAAAUGCGAAGAUAACCUCCGGUUGGAUUUCAACUUUACCAGCUCUUCAGAGGUUAGAGUGGGAAUAGAUGAGCUCUUGAAUGUCACCGUAUCCGUGGAAAACCUGGCGGAAAACUCCUACAACACCCUCGUUCUUCUUACAUACCCGGAUGGCUUCUCCUACAGGAAGUUCACAAGCCUUCAGGGCAGAAUCGAGUGCAACUCCUUGGACAGCGAGGCUGGUUUAUCUCGUGGCAAGACAGACUGCACCAUUGAUAAGCCCAUUUUCAGGAGCGACUCCAAGGCUGUCUUCAUUGUGUCAUACGGCAUCGAAACUAACAGCCAGCUGGACAACCGUAUUUUUGUCACUGCAAAUGCAACAAGUGGGAACGAGCGACACUCUGCUUUAAGCCAACUCUACAAAAUUCAAGAAAUUGGUGUCAAGUACAGCAUUUUCAUAACAAUGGAGAGUUCUCUCAGCUAUGUGAAUUUCACCUACGGAAAGAAUCAUCUGCAGAAAUCAGUCCAGUCAUCCUUUCUGGUUACAAACAACAUCCGAGCCCUGAACUUCACCGUGGUGAUCAGGGUCCCAAUCAAACUUGGCGAUAAGAACAUUUGGGCAGAUUUGAGCACUCUUCAGAUUCCUGACUGCCAAACACACAUCGACGAAGACGCUAAGAUCCUGGAUUUUGUUGGUCAGAUACAAAAAAAUAAGAUAAUUGACUGCUCAGUCGCAACAUGCAGGGUAUUUAAGUGCAACAGCUUCAUGGGAAGACUGGAGGGCAAACGGCACACAAUCUCCACCAACAUGAGUUCAGAAUGGAUCCAGCAGAUUGGGCUCACUGAGGCCAAGUUCAUGUUGACCAGCACGGCCAGUCUGGAGUACGACCGGGACAAGUACAUCUUCUAUUCCACAUCAUCUAAUAACAAUCCUCCGGUUCGCAAGAUUGAGACUGUGGUCGAAGUGUAUCCUCAACCGGAUUUUACCAAAGAGAUAGUAGGAGGUUCUUUUGGUGGCUUGGCUUUAUUGGCUUUACUCACGGCUGUCCUUUAUAAGGCUGGAUUUUUUAAGAGUAAAUACAAGCAGAUGAUUACGGAUGCCGAUGGUGCAGAAACAGACGGGCUUGAAGAGGCCGUGGCCACACAGGACUAAAUAAUUCAAUUUGGCAUUUUCAGUGUAACGUCCAACGUCCACGACGUCCAACGUCCACUAUUGGUGAUGCACAUUUGAUACAUUUUUACUCUACAACAUAUAGUAAUAAUGCACUAUGUACAAAUACUUUUUGAAUUGCUUUGUAUAAGCAAUUUUAAUUGUACAGUAAACAACACAUGAACAUCUCUGAUACGUACUUCAUGAUUUUGAAUUUUCAAGAAAACACUUCCAUUAGAUAAAAACGUAUUUCUACAUGCGAUUAAAUGCAGUUAAUUCUGAGUUAACUGGACAAAGAGAGAGAGUUUUGGACUUAAACUUUUAAUAAAAUGAAUGAACAGUUCAUUCCUACUACAAUGAGUGGGUCUAACCUAGUAACACUAACACUGGUAGUCCCGCAAAAAACACGUAAUGAUCACUUUACACGUUACCGAUGCUGUCGAAAACGCUAAAAUGCUAAAGCUAAUUACCAUUCAGAGACGUCUUAAAGUAACCUUUAAUUGAGCAACUUCGUCUCUACUUCCUGAUAUUAAUAUGGCAAAUGUAAAUAAACAUUUAUAAUACAUUUAUAAGAGUAAUUUUAAAUUGAAAUAUGUUAUUUAUGAAAAUUAGUAUUUUAAUGAAAAUGCCCUGUGAGAGGUGAACUAUUGUGCUUGGAGUUUGCACUGGUAUAGAAUUGCAUAGUAGCAUCGAUCAUAAAAAAAGUAUUAUUAAGUUAGUAAGUAAACAUAUAAGUAUUUUGUAUUGGCUAACUAUUACAAAUAUAAUGAUGAAAAAUAGAAACUUGCUAAAUUUAAACAGUAAAAAAAAAGACAUUUUAAAAUGCUGUAGAAAACGCUAAAAUGCUAAAGCUAAUUACCAUUCAGAGACGUCAGUCAUUAAGUAACCUUUUCUUGAGCAACUUCGGAAUGUCCACUCUCUACUUCCGGAUCGGAUCGGGAUCCAACACAUACAGCUGUAUGUAGCGGACACUUUAAAAAGAUAAAUCGCCAUUCAUUACCAACUCCUAUGAAGUUGGGUUCAGCGGCUAUUCUGAAGUCCUCAUGAGCACUUGGGAGUGUGACCAAGCACAGGUGUAAUAUACAUUAAAACAGACUGU